Messenger RNA from Athalia rosae (coleseed sawfly), 8349 nucleotides. RefSeq lists its product as uncharacterized. The transcript is spliced from 10 exons. NCBI's taxonomy places the organism in Eukaryota, Metazoa, Arthropoda, Insecta, Hymenoptera, Athaliidae. Gene Ontology annotation, molecular function: protein binding. The coding region runs from base 641 to 7516 and encodes 2291 amino acids. The record is from RefSeq and is a predicted model, not a curated record.
GAGCGCUAGCGAUAGUUGGAAGACCGAUUGGAAGGUGUUUUUACAAGUCUAAAGAAAAUAAACCUGCCUGCCUAAUCUCAUUCGGCUGUCACGCUUUUAUUUAACACAUGGAUACGGUAAGGAUUUUGUGCCAAUAAUAAAACAUCGCGGUGGUUGUGUUUGACCCGAGUUGCAAUCGAGUUUCACCCUCGAAAUUCAGUAGGGGUGAAAUACCGACAAAGUGAAGUCAGUGUCGAGGAGGAUGUUCGAUCAAUAAUAUAUGCCAAAGAAUUAACUAUCUACGUGCAUACCUACACAGUAUGUAAUAACGCAUGUAUGUAUACAAUAAGUAACAGUAUGUAAUAAGUAUAUUGAAUGGGAUAUCGAUCGAGAAAUCAUAACAGGAACUCGAGGAAUGUGAUGAACAUAAUUUGACGCGCGUUUUGUCUUGUCAGCGUUAAGUUUAUUUAUAAUUAAAACAAACAACAAUUAAACAAUCACGAUGUCGUCAGAGUGGUCAAAAGCAAGGGUAUCCUGCAAUCAACUAUCGCGUGAAAACCGUCAACUGCUGAUCUAAACUCCCGUAUCGGGCAGGUGAUACGAGUGACAGCUACGAACUCGCCGAAAAAGGUGGGAUUACAUGCGAAAAUAGAGAUGCCUCAUGGCUGGAGGCAGCGGCAGGUACAGACAAGGUGGACGUUUAGAGAAAGUAAAUCAACAGCUUUACCAUCCUCAUUUCCAUCCUUGUCGUACGUUCGAGCCACCCGUCACAGAAAGAUUUAAGGAACGCCAAAGAGUAGAAACCAUAAGAAUACGCUUGAGAAAUAUAAAUACUCUUCAAGAGCACAUUCAAAGAAUAUUCACAGAAUCUCUUCACUCAGAUCUUGAAAUAAUAAUCGACUGUAAGGUAAUACGCACAAACCGGUGCAUCAUCAGGACAAGAUCACCAAGUUUUUAUGAACUUCUCGAACCCUACUUUAUAUUUGAUAGUACCUUGGUCAGAUGCGCUCUCAAUGCUCCUGGAACAUUCCGCCUUGUUGAGAAUUUUGUAAGACUUCUCUAUACUAAUUUGGAUGCAACGCAGGAGGAAAUACUGCUAGUAGAGCUUAUCCUAAGUGCAUCUCGAAUAGGGGAAUUGAGAGGUGAGACUGUCAUUUCAAAUCGUGUUCCACCUACAAAUUUGUGGGAAGGUAGCAACGCAGGAAAAAAUUUUGAGCGUUGCCAAAGAGAUGCAUCUGUAGAUAUCAGUCCAGCUUUCUCCGAAAUGGCUGAUUCUGGGCUGGGAACGGGAUCCGUCAGCCCCCGCGACAACAGUGUAUCCGAAACGUCUGGUGUCGACUUGGACGAAUCGCAAGCUACCGUUGAUUUUUCGACCGACGAGGAUUCCAACAAAAUCACCCUCAGAGACGAGGCCUGCGAAAGACGGAACAAGGUCUCGACGUCGGAGCAGCAUGUCAAUCUGUUCAAUCAGAACAAUACCUCCAAUCACGCGCACAAGUCGUCGGAAAUUUCAAUCGCAAAACACAGCACCGACGACACCACAUCUUCGGAUGCAACGUGCUCAUUCGUCAGAGUGGAGCCGCUGUAUGCGGGUAAUUUACGCGAACUGGACUCGUCGGGAUCAUCGGAAGAGAACGCCCAGAAACUUCACGACAGAGCCGAAGAGAUUGCUCGCUACGAGAAUCGGGUGCUCGACGACGCUUUCUACGAAUCCGAAUCCGAGAGCGACGAAAAUGACAGGACAAACUCGUUCGUGCCGACCGAAUCCUUCGAGUUUAUCGACCCCGUGAACAUGUCGCCGAUGACUUCCGACCCCGAAAAAGCGUUGCAGAAAUACGAUAAUUUUAAUAAACAAGAUGAUGAGAAGUCGGACCCCAAUCCGGAGGCGAGGAGCAUGACUAUGGAGGAGCUGCGACACGAAUUGUCGCACUCGAACGACCUACCGAUCAAAAAGAGUUCGUCGAGUACGAGUAGUUAUUAUUUUAUAGACGCUUCGAGUUUGAACGACGAAGGGGAUGUUCCCGUGCCCGAUUCAUUGAGAGAACGUGGCUUCGGUAACCGGAUACCCUCCUACAUUCCAAGUUCCAUUGAUUGUCCUUCGAAUGGCUCGGGGAAUCCUCAGAUCGACGAACAUCAAAGAUUAUCGGGAUCCAGGAGACUGUCGAACUUUCAGACUGGCUGUGAAAAGGUGGCGGAAUUCGAAAAAGAGAUAAAGAUAACCGAGCGUCUGGAACCACUGACGGAAUUGAGGAGGGUGAAACGGUUGGAUUCGACCUCCGAAGACAAGUCGGAGAGUGAGAAGGAAAAAAAUGCUGAGAAGGAAACUCUGGUGGUGGAGAUUAAGGAGGCCGACAGCGGCGAGAGCGCGCGAGCUUCUCCGUGCCCGGAUAAUAGUAAGGGGGCGAUAAACACCGGCAAACCAAAUCGCUGCGAGGAGCACACGGGAUCCGAGACUACGAGCCGUAAAGAUCCUGUGGACCAAACGAGUGAAACGAAAAUCGGGGGUUCGGUUAUUCCCGAAGCAGUGAUCGCCGACGAACCGAGACGACCCUCCCUUAUCAGAAGAAAUACUUUCGAACUCGAUCCGGACGAUGAAAAAAUUUCUAUGCUCAGACAGGAGUACGAACGGCGUCAGGGUAGCCUAGUCUUCAAAAAUUCUAUCCAACAAUACUCCGGGCAUCGCGUUGACGGCGAUUCCUGUUUCGAUCCGACAAUCGUCCCCGAUGUUCCUGUGGCGGACGAGAUAUGGAUGAAACCGGUCGACGCCUCUUUGGAUCAACAACGGCAACCAAUCGUUCUCAGCUCAGUCGUCGCGUGUGCUGCCCAACAAAAUGAGGAUUGUAAGAAUACAAAUAUCGUGACGAACGCUUUUGAGACUGAGAAAAAUGUGGAACAAUCGGUUGAGAAAAGCGUCUCUCUGAGCAGCGAACCGAUUUCCGAUCUAUCGGUGAUUUCCGAACGAGGUAACGAAUGUCCGGAAGUUAUCGAGGUGGUAAGGAGAUCGAAAUGCAUCGAGACGACACCGAUCGUUUCAGGGGGAGCGGCAGCGACCGAUUAUUCGAAGCCGACCGACAGUCCGAUAGUAAGACGGAAAACCGAGUCGACUCCCAUAGUUUCCGGGGGUUCGGUUCUCAUGGAAAAACCCGAGGUGAAAGUGAAACCCGUGAGAAUGUGCAGUUCGAUGACAUCGUGGGUCGUGGAUAUGAGUAAUCCGUUGAAAGAGGAUAAUAAUCGGUUGGCGGGAAAGGACAAGAUGCAGGGAACCAUGUCGCAAAGUUUAUCGAACGUUGAAUCCAUCCAGAAAACUCUCAGGAAAUCAAAAGCCCCGGAGAAAUUGGGUAGCUUGGGAUUUUUCGUUAAUUUGAACGACGCCGAUGUUCCCAAAGAGCCGAUCCCCGUCCCAAAAAAACCGAAGGCCAAGACCGAGAACGGGGAGGAAAAUGGAAACGGUAAGAAUUACUGCGAGUUUUUCAUCGACAUUUCCGAAAAUAAAGGGGAGCCGGCGCAGCCGAAGGACGACGCGACGUUGAAUGGGCGGAAUUCGGGGGGGCAGAGUUCGACGCGAGUAAGUGACAAAAGGAAUAUUUUUUCUAUGUUCAUUGAUCUCGGUGACUCGAAAAAUUCCGUAAACAAAAACAACGGUCACUCCGUGAAACCGGAAGCACGGGACAAGAGCAUCGGGGAUUCGGGGGCACCGGUUCUCGGCACAACGCUAACUGGACUGGAAAAACCUGCGCCGAUCGACCGGCUAAAAGCGAACAACGGUAAUUCCGAUGAGAACGGAAGUAGCAGCGACAGAGAUCAGUCCAUCUCCGAUAAAAGGGAUUCGACGGAACAGAACAAACAAGGCAUUUUUAUGUUCAUCGAGUCUGAUUCUCCGGUGGUGAGACGCCGCACGCUCUCCUCUUCCAGGCCGGCCUUCAAAAGGCACUCGUGGAAUGUAGAUAAGGGAACCGUAGCGAAUGGAAACGGAGGAAACGGUAACGGGCAUUUGGCUAAGGAAUUGGUGUACAGAAAGGAACACAAACGCGCUCACAGUCUUUCGGUGGAUCGCGCUGAUCUGAGAAAAAAUCAAACCAAAACUAGCAACUCGAGUCACUCGUUGAGCGAAGUCGCUCGUGCCGAUACUCUCAACGGUUUGAAUUCCAAGCGAUUCCUCGAACGGGAUGGCAGCCGAAAUAUGGACACCUCGAGCGAGGACGUGUUCGAAUACGACAACCGUGACACGCCGCCAAAUUCGCAUAUCGAGAUAUUCAACGAGGAGUUGAGAGCGUCGGUCAAGCAGCACGAGUACAAGGAGCUGACAUCGACGGAAAUCGCGGAAAAUUUCGACGGCGAAGUCAAGGCGAACGAAGAAGAAUACUCGGAGAUAUCCGUCUGGGACAAAACCGGGACGGAAAGUACGGAGGGUCCGGAUCGAACUCGUAAAAGUGAAACUUUCGACAUAAGCAGCGGCAGUGGGCCGUCUCCGGGUAGCGAUCAUCAGGACUCCGAACUUUCCGAAAUGUUGAACGGAGACGACAUCAAGACCGCCAACAGAUCCCACGUCGCAGCGUCCGUUGGAUCCAAGAUAUUCGAAACCCAAAAAUCGCUGAACGAAAAAAUAAAGAUAAUCGAAUGCGAAUUGACGAAUCACGACGGCGAGACGGACGAACCACCGAGCGGUCACCCAAAAAAUGUCAACGCUUCGAAAGCUGGAGAAAAACCGAUCGUCCAGGAUUUCUCGGGGAACAAAUCCGCCCCCUCCGAUGCGUUCAAUGCGAGCUUCGUAAGACUUUCGGAUCUGGAUAAAACCCCCGUGCGGUUUCACGCCUCUGAUGUCAUCAAGCCCAAGGAGGACCGAAUCACCUAUCGCAUGAGCAGCAGCAUUCCCGAAACUUCUUGGAUAGAGAGUAAGCUAGUCAUGACCAGAUCUACGGGACCGUUGAGGAACGUCCCCCGCAAAUUCACGUCCGCGAUGACGACCUCUCUUCCGUCCAAGCAAAAAUCUUCCCUGGACGAUCUCGGCGUCGAAGGGGAAGGCGAGGGCGUCGUAUCCGAAUCCGAUCUGAGCAGCAUGCAGAGCAGCAUGGGCCGUUCCGGGGCGGACGCGAGCACGGAGGAGACGGAAACAUCUAGUUUGGUAGGAACGAAGCCCUACAACCGGUUGGGAGAGGAUCUUCUGCGGAUGUUUUUGGAAGAAAUAAAUCCCGAUGUAACUAUAGACGUAUCGGGUCGCCGAAUUCGAGCCCACAAAUGCAUUCUAAGUUCCCGCUGUCAAUAUUUUGCCGCUAUUCUAAGCGGUGGAUGGGUCGAAAGUGCUGGCAACGUAAUUGCGCUACAAGGAUAUUCUUACAACUCUGUACAUUUCGCCUUGUGCCAUAUAUACAGCGGUGAAAGCAACAUCCCAGAUACGAUAAGUAUCGUCGAAUUAGCGACGUUGGCAGAUAUGCUAUGUUUGGAGGGCCUCAAGGAGGUGAUCAGUUAUACCCUGAAAGUCAAAUAUUGCCACCUCUUUCACAAGCCAUGUCAAAUUUGUGCAGUUGGCGUAUUGGAAUGUAUGCCACUGGCUGCCGCCUACGGACUAGAUGAAGUCUACAGAAAAUCUCUACGCUGGAUAACUAGACACUUUGUCAGAAUCUGGCCGUGCAAAGCGUUCGCUACUCUUCCCCGUGAGUUGAUGGAUAAAUGUUACCAUCAGCAUAUAGUGCACAUGUCUACGGACAACGUUUUACAAACUAUGAUGGAUUGCGACAAACUCCUGGCUACUUUGCCGAACGUUCGUUGGGCCGAACCCGUGUUCAGACUGGUUUCCAAUCUUUUGGAAACGGCCGUCAAGUUUUUAUCGGAUAAUUUUUCCGGGCUAUUGGGGAACGAAAAGUUCCAUUCGCUCGGACGUGAGUUCAGUUGGAACAUAAGUCGCAUCGAAGACAAUAUCCUCGCAGCUGCAGAUCGCUUGCCACCCGAGCAGGCUUGUAAGAGCUACGCCAGACUUCACAAAAUGUUGAUCACCGCCCAGUCCGAAGAGCUCUGUAGUGAGAGAAAAUGGGGGCCGCUGUUCGUUGAAUUUUUGAAAAAAAUUCACAGUCACGUCGAAAAAUGCUUGGUCAGAGAAGCACCGAGGGCCGCGCGAUCGACGACGUGGCUCAAAAUGGACUUGGAAUUACGACGAAGGAUACAGGAAUUGGCUUGUCUGGUAAUUUUACCGCAUGAGAUAUCGAAGCGUCCCUCUCGCCAUUCUAAUUUUAUGAAGGAACCAAGAGCAACGUCUAGUCGAACGUCUGCGAGUCGCAGUCUGGAUCUGAGAAAAGUAAGAAUGGUGAUAUCGGAGCACAAUGAUAAAACAUUGAAACAACCCACCGUGGCACCUCAAGCAAAAAAGAUACCCAUUAGCAAACCGAAGACGGAUCCGCUAGACCGAAGAAUGCAUCAAGAGAAAUUGACCGCAAGCGACACAGUCAGUAGACCCAGAUCAUGGCCGAAUAAAAUCGAGGUCAAACCGAGGUAUUUGGAACCUCGUAAUAAGUCGGUAACGAAAGAGAUAAUUCCGCAGGGACCGCCUGAUAAGAUGGUUCAGCAAAGGCGAAAAAAUUUAAUUUCCUCCUCCGAUUCUUCACGAACUUCCAGUCCCGCGAUGAAACGUGCCGUAGAUAAGAAGACUUUUGCAAAAAUUAAACUACCGAUCAAAAAAGAUGCAAAGGCACUUUCGACGGACAGUCUGGCGGAGUCAAGCGUGGAUAAGACCAACGGUAGAAAAGAUUUGACGAGUAAGAGUUGCGGUGUAACGCGACCGGAGUCUCCCCAACUGAAGCAAAAAGAUACGGAAACUGGUCUGUCGGUGGAUUCCUUAGCCGAAGCCAAAAAAAUCUCUGCGGUGAAGAAAAAGGCCACGAAAAUGGACACGUCCAUGUCCACGGACAGUUUGAUGGCCGAAACUGUAGGUACGCCAAAAUCAACGGCGUCUAGCAAAUUGUCUCCUACUUUGACGAACCACGGCGUUGGUAGGGGCCAAGGGUUGGAUCGAGGUAAGAAAAUGUCACCCCCGACACAGCACAGGAGCCCACUGACUGUAACGAGGAGGGCUCCGAGAUCAGUCGAGUGCUCGACGGCCGCCAGCCGCAACAGAGCACUUCCUGUAACUCCGUAUCACGGGUCUCCCAGUUUGCGAAGGAAUCUGUUGGACGCUGCAAAGACACCAGACAUUCCCGGUAAGCCAAUACAGUCUAUUACUUCUCGUACAACUGCGAAGCAAGCGAAUCCACAGUUGUCAGGUGCUAGUAUUGUUAGAAAAGAGAGGAAGGGGACUCUCUCUAAUCAACCGAGUGUCGAGAGUCCAAAAAAAUUGUCACCAAAAUCUAGCGGGGCGACCAGAGUAAAUAGAUCUAUGGCUGGAAAUAAAAAAAUCACCAAAGGUAGUGAUGAUAAAAUUAGAACUACGUGCCAUAAUAGUGGGGCAGUUAAACAACCGACUGUUGGUUCUAGAUCGGGAACAUUUCUAAAGGAUGAGCCCACGAUACUUAAAAAGUCAGAUAUCAAAUCAUCGCAAGCUAACUUGUAACUUUCCACUUAUUUGUACAUCUCGUUGCAUAAUUCCUGGUUGCAUUAGUGGUCAUUCGAAUGAGCGCAUCUGAACGCGUGAACUGCCAAGUUUGUUAAUUCUAUUUAUUUUUUUCUUCUUAGCGUGGAUCAGUAUUAUGCGUAAAAGAAUUCUUAAGAUUUUGUGAUAUCCCAUUAUUAGUUUGGAUUAUAUAAUUUAAAGUAACUCAUCGAUGACGAAACUGCAUUUAUUCGACGGCUCGUUCAUUCCAACCAUUUGUUUAUUUAAUACGAUCUUGGAAUUGUUUAUUAUUUUUUCCGGGACUUCACUAGUGUCAUUGCUUUAUUUUUUCCUCACCAUAGACUUGUGAUUAUUUUUACGUCCAAUAUUAUCAUUAGUUGGACAAACUAAAACUACGAUAGCUUAAAAGUGUGGUACUAUAUCCGCUCAUCGAUGCAAUCAUAUGCAACAAAAUCUCAGAGAGAGACUCGCAGUUACACAUGGUAUACAUAAAGGUAUAAUAUGUAUGUUGCAUACUUUUAGCUCGACAAGUACAUGAAAUGGCCAGUUACGAAAUUUGUUUAAUCGUUAGUUAGAUUUUAUUGUUAGUAGUAAUAGUAAUGAGAGUGUACGCAAGUUGUAAUCUAAAAAUUUUCCUGCAAAACACUGCAAUAUUAUUAGGUAUUUCUGAGCAAGAAUAUAAUUCCGCUGCUCUACGAGCAAUUGCCAUUCUCUGGAGAUAAUUCUGGUUCUUGGUAAAAUUAAUUUAUGCUGAAUGAUUUUUUUUUUCUCUUCCUGAAUCAUAAAUGGAAUGUAAUUGUUAGUUGUAUUUAUUUAUUAAAUUUUUAUCUAUA